AUGAACACAAUGUACCUACGCCAGUCAAGGCUUCCAUCCUUUUCAAUUCUUCGGCGGGGGUUCAAUCAUUCUGCUACAGCCUUUAUCAGAGUUGGCGAGACGAUCCCGAAUCUUGAUUUACUCGUCGAGGACUCUCCAGGCAAUAAAGUUAACCUAUGUGAAGUUAUUGGUAGCAAGAAGGCUUUGAUUAUUGGGGUUCCGGCCGCCUUCAGCCCUUCAUGCUCUAAUUCGCACAUCCCUGCAUACAUAAAGCAUCCUAAGCUGAAGAAUGCCGGAAAAGUUUUCGUUGUUUCUGUUAAUGACCCUUUUGUAACCAAAGCAUGGGCUGAUCAACUCGACCCAACGAAAACUUCUAGUAUUCGCUUUCUAGGUGAUCCAACUGCUAGAUUUACAGAAGCAAUCGAAAUGAAUUUUGACGGAAGUGCAAUUUUCGGCGGCCAGAGAAGCAAGCGUUAUGCUCUCAAAAUCGAAGAUGGUAAGGUUUCGAAAGUUUACUGUGAGCCAGACAACACAGGCCUCGACGUGACUACUGCCGAGAAGGUACUAGGCUAA
This is a messenger RNA of Blumeria graminis f. sp. triticale, 552 nucleotides long. NCBI's taxonomy places the organism in Eukaryota, Fungi, Ascomycota, Leotiomycetes, Helotiales, Erysiphaceae. The record is from the annotation of a GenBank genome assembly.